AUGAAAAACAUCAAAGAGUCGGCUCUGGAACUGAUCGGAAACACACCAAUGGUUGCAUUGGACCGGCUAUGGCCCGGACCGGGACGUAUGCUCGCAAAGUGCGAGUUCAUGAACCCCGGGGCCAGCAUUAAGGACAGGACCUCAUUAUCAAUGAUUACUCGGGCGCUCAAAAGGGGAACACUUCAGCCCAACGGCCCGAUCAUUGAGAUGUCGAGCGGUAAUCAGGGCUGCGGUCUGGCAGUGGUGUCGGCCGUAUUGGGUCACUCGUUGACUAUAGCCAUGUCUGCGGGCAAUAGCCCUCAGCGGGCGGUUAUGAUGCGGGCGUUGGGCGCGCGGGUAGUGCUGGCCCCGCAGGUGGAGGGCAGACCCGGUAGCGUCACUCAGGCCGAUGCCAUAGAGACAGAGCUUUUAGCUCAGCAACUGGUGGCCGAAACUCCCGGUGCCUAUUAUGUGGAUCAGUUCAACAACGCGAACAACUGUCGGGCGCACGAAGAGACCACUGGACCGGAGAUAUGGCGCCAAACGGCCGGACAAGUGGGCGCUUUCGUGGCCUGUGUAGGCACUGGCGGUGCUUUUAUGGGCAUUUCUCGGUAUUUAAAGCGACAAAACCCCGGCAUUGUCUGUGUUGUGGCCGAACCGGCCGGCGCUCAGACUAUCAAAGGGCUGGCCAUUGCUGAACCCCGGCACCUAUUGCAGGGCUCCGGCUAUGGAGUGGUUCCCAAUCUAUUCACUUACGACACAAUGGAUGGGACGGUGAGUGUGACGGACGACGAGGCCGUCAAAUACAGGGAUCUGUUGGCCCGUAAAGAGGGUCUGUAUGUGGGCUAUACGUCGGGCGCUAAUGUGGCCGCAGCUGUCAAGUUGUUAGAGUCGGGUCAGGUGCCCGCUGAUGCCUGGGUGGUCACUCUACUCAAUGACACGGGGCUUAAAUAUCCAGAUCAAACACGUAAAGAGUAUGUGGGCUAUACGUCGGGCGCUUAUGUGGCCGCAGCUGUUAAAAUGUUUGAGUCGAAGAAAGUGAAUGGAUGGUCACUCUACUAA
Messenger RNA from Medioppia subpectinata, 1041 nucleotides. NCBI's taxonomy places the organism in Eukaryota, Metazoa, Arthropoda, Arachnida, Sarcoptiformes, Oppiidae. The record is from the annotation of a GenBank genome assembly.